CUCUUGUUCUGUUCCGACUCCCCUUACGCGGGUUCGUCUUUUGGGGGCUGAAACGCCCUCCCCAUCGGCACUCUUUGCCCGCCCCAGUCUCGACUCAUAAUGACAAGGCUGUGCCCAGCGUAAUAAUAAUCCUUCAGAUUCCCAUGUCCUCCUGUACACGCCAUACCGACCUGGAUCCAUGCGACAUUCACGAGACUACAGUACAGUCGCUGUUUAGUCAUCAUCUAUUAUAUUUCCUGUAUUCAAACUUCGAUUUGUUAUUCCUCUGUAGGACCAUCAAACAUCGACUACCUACUACUCUCAUCUUCUGGCUGGAGGAGUGCAUCAUCCCAGGACGAGACCCCCGCUUCUUACGCGGCCCUUGUCAUAUACCCUUGCAACAUGGCGGAAGAGGCACCUGCGCCGACUUCCAUUGCUGACCGCAUCGCUGCACUCAAAUUGAACCAAGUCGGUCCUGCAGCCUUGCCAGCAAGACCCGGCUUUGUGCCCAAGCAAGAUCAGAGUGCGGUUGUUGUUGUUCACGGGCGGGACAACAGCCAAAGACGCCAGCCGCCUCCGCCACCUCCUGCGCGACCUGAAUUGCCCGCUCGGCCGGAUCGUGCACGCCAGGGCAACGGCAAUGCGAAUUCCCUACAAUCGGAUCACUCCGAGAGCAACAAUGUUCCUGCUCGGCCGCCAUUGCCGUCGCGCACAUCGCAAGCGUCCCUAGGUCCCGCCUUGCCACCGAGAAAGACGUCAGCACCACCCACGCCUGCCUUACCACCAAGGCGCCCAUCAGAUGCUCCCAGCACACCCGGAAAUCUCCAUAAUCGACGAGGCUCCAACGAAUCGGCCAGUUCUGUGGCGACAGCAAGGUCGUCGCUCUCCGGUAUCUCCAACGGCACGUCGAUCACAUCAUCUGGUGGCAACAACAAGAUUCGUGCACCCGAGUAUGAUCCCGCCUCCCUUCCCAAGUUACCUCCAAACCGCACAAAGGAGCAAAAGGAAGCCGAUGCACGCAGAUAUGCCGGCCUGCGACCUUUGCGUCAGACCAAAUCCUCGCCUAAGGUCGACCAAGUCCUCGUCGAGGAGAGCACCCCUCCGCCACCCGUCCAGACCCGAUCAAUUGUUGCACGUCCUCCAGCAUUGCCGAAUCGCAAUGCACCAGCCCAGCCGACAUACCAAGCGAUAGAGCCAGCUCCCCCGCCGCAGCCUUCACGACCAGCUAUAGCUCCGCCACCCCGAGUCAGACAAUCCGCUUUGAGUUUCGGCCUGAACAAUGCCACGCAGACACCGCCGCCUCUUCCCGGAGUAAGACCAGGCUCCGUGCCGCAGACGAACGGCGCACCUCCACCUGUACCGAUGGCAUCCAAGCCGGAUCUCGCCGCAUUGCAGGCCUCCAAGCCAAAGCCAAAUGCAAAUCGCGCGCAAGGGCAGGAAAUCAUGGAAUUGACCCCCUCGAAUUUCGAUCAACCUGCGCCAGCUCCCUCAACGGCGCCGAGCCCAGGGAGCUGUCUUCCCUGCCGUGAUUUCUCGGGGCCUGACAACCAUGCUGCAAGAUUUCCACGCCAGUCCAUCCCAUCUACGGACGUGGGAUGGCUGGCCAACCAGCUCACCGCACCAUUUCCCUCCCACACGGACAAAGCACGCGCCAUUUUCACAUGGCUGCAUCACAACGUCGCCUACGAUGUCGUGUCAUAUUUCCGGACGGGGCUGAAGCCAUCGACACCUCAAUCUACCAUCCAAACUGGACUCGCCGUUUGCGAAGGUUAUGCUGGACUGUUCAGUGCAUUGGCGCUCAAGGCCGGUCUCGAAUGCAUGGUUCUCAGCGGUGCGAGCAAGGGCGGACCCUAUCAACCCAUGAAACCCGGAGAUCCCAUGCCCACCUACAAGUCAGACCACGCCUGGAACGCAGUCCGCAUCGACAACGGCGAAUGGAAACUGAUCGACUCCUGCUGGGGUGCCGGCAACGUCGACAACAACGCCCAAACCUUCACAAAGGACUUCAAACCCUACUGGUUCACCAUGACCAACCAAGUCUUCGGCUACUCCCACUACCCGCCCGACUCCGUCCACCAAUACCUGCCCCCGGGCACGUUCUGCUCCUGGGAAACCUACAACCUCACCCCCAAAUACGGCUGUCGCCCGCAACACUACGACGGCUGUUUUCAAGAAGAGGGCAUGGACUGGUCCUCCGUGCAACCCAACAUCGAAAAGAUCCCCCUCCACGCCCAAGCCGGCCCGAGCGUCCGCUUCGCCUUUCAGAAGAUCUGCCCGCACUACGACCCCGUGCGCAACGGCCAGGGUGCCCUCUACCCCUACGCGCUACAAGUCGAGGGUCUCAAGGACACGGGUUUCGGCCGCGACAUGAUCCCUCUGGAAACGAACGGCGAGGUCUGGUGGGCGGACGUCCCCGUGCGGAGCCUGGGCUCCCCCGGGCAGAAGGUCCGACUCAUGGCGAUCACGAAGCUGGGCGGGAGGAGCGGCAGGGGCAUCUCGCAGGCCGAGUAUAAGCGGAAGGCCACCUCUGAGGGCUUCUCGAGCUCGUUCGUUUGCGAGUGGGUCAUGGCGUGA
Molecule: messenger RNA, 2553 nt
Organism: Dissoconium aciculare CBS 342.82
Lineage: Eukaryota; Fungi; Ascomycota; Dothideomycetes; Mycosphaerellales; Dissoconiaceae
Exons: 2
Coding region: 382-2553 (723 amino acids)
Source: RefSeq, a predicted model, not a curated record